Messenger RNA from Cyprinodon variegatus (sheepshead minnow), 2545 nucleotides. RefSeq names its product coiled-coil domain containing 61 (gene ccdc61). Gene Ontology annotation, cellular component: centrosome. The record is from RefSeq and is a predicted model, not a curated record. Bases 230 to 1777 code for a protein of 515 amino acids. Lineage: Eukaryota; Metazoa; Chordata; Actinopteri; Cyprinodontiformes; Cyprinodontidae. The transcript is spliced from 13 exons.
AACGGAAGAAGAAGAAGAAUUUAACGGUUCCCGGUUGUUGAACCGCUCUCGGUUUCCACUCUAGUUUCCCACCGAUGGGUAACGAUCUGUUUGGGACCUGAGUCCUUCAGUUCGAUGUCUGGAGGUCCCAUCGGACUCUCUAAACUAGCUCCUCUGACCGUUUCCAAACAACUAUGCGCUGACAGCCAAACACUUUCAGGAUAAUUACCGCAACCUAAGGUCCGGCGUGAUGGAAGGCGGCUCUGAGCUGACGGAGGAUGUCGUGUUUCGUGGAGUGGAGUUUUCUGUGAAGAUAGAGCUGGAUAAGAAUCUGCUGAUGGUGGAAAUCUCUGACUCGGUGACUGCAGAUCAGUGGAGGGGGGAGUUUGAUCCUGCAUAUAUUGAAGAUCUCACUCGCAAAACGGGAAACUUCAAGCAGUUUCCUAUUUUCUGUAGCAUGUUGGAAUCGGCUGUGAGGAAGACCAGUGAUUCGGUCACCCUCGACCUCCUGACCUACGCCGACCUGGAGCUGCUCCGAAACAGGAAAGCAGGUGUGGUAAGCCGUCCUCGUGGCCAUCAGCAGCAGUCGGCGCUAACCGCCAAAAGAUACCUGAUCCUGAUUUACACCGUGGAGUUUGACAGGAUCCACUACCCUCUUCCACUGCCCUACGUGGGGAAGCCGGACCCAGCCGCCCUGCAGAAGGAGAUCCGAGCCCUCAGAGCAGAGAUCAGCACUUUCACCUCCCAUGGAGGCAGCAAAUCUACAGACCUAGAGAUGCAGCGACUGCGACAGGAGCUAGCUGCAGUGAAAAAAGAGAAGGAGGCCAUGGCCAAGGCUCUGGAUCGACUACAGACGGGGGGGAGUGGCUCUGCAGCGGACCGAGAGGACUGGAGGAUCAGAGACGUGGUCCGAACAUUGGAGGAGCAGCUGGUCAAGGAGAGGGCCAGGAGUCAGCGCUCUACGAGCAAAAGGUGCCAAGAACAGCGACUCCUGAUGGAGCAGCUGGAGGAGCUGAGAGCGUCAGAGUGUGCUCUCCGUGUUCGGGUCCAAAGCCUCAACAAUGAGCUGGCGUUGCUACGGAGAGGGUUAGACAAUCUAAGCGUCAGAGUGACCCCUGUGUCGGGUCGCCUCGGCUCCCGGACAGACGGGGAGGUCUACCGAUCUGUUUCGCGUGAGAGGAGGCCCGGCUACGUAGCCGCCAGAGCUCGGUCCGGUUCCAGGGAACGGCAGGAGGACCGAGGACUGAGGUCAGGGGAGAGGGGGAGGAGAGCCGACUCUUCAGGGCCGCGUCCUCACAUACGGAGGCCAUCCCCUUCGCCCACAGGCUCUCGGGUUCCUCGCUUUGACCCCACUGCCUACAUCCAGGACAGGCAGCGCAGGCAGAAGGAGGCUGAGCUCAAGAAACAGCGGAAGGUGCGAAGGGACGUUCUUUCAUCUCCGGUCCUCCCAGAGCGGGGCCGCUCCCGAUCCAGAGAGGCCUAUCCUCAGAUGGUCCAUGCCGGCAGCAGAGGCAGGAGUCUGUCCAUGGAGCGCCGAGGCAGCAGGAACUCCUCUGGGAGCUCAUUAGCAGACAUGGAUGACAUGACCAGAACUCUUUUCAGAGGAAGACAGCAGACGUACAAUGGACCUAAUAUGUCUCGAGGCCUUUUAACCAGAAAGCCAUUAAGCAGCACUCCAACAUACAGAAUAACAGACAAAGCAGAGAGCUCCAUAGAAACGGGGGCGGAGCUGUCAGAGAUCGACGCCAGGCUGCAGGCGCUUCAGGAUUACAUGAGGGACCUGGACACAGGACACUGAUCUGCUCAGGGGGACAGAGGAGCAGCUGGUUUAUCAUGUGAUCAACUGAGACUAGAGCUCCCUCUAGUGCUGAUGUCCAUGACUGCAGGACUCCACAAUCAUCACUAUGAAGAAAGCUGGACUAUUCUUAAUGUCCUAAACACUUAAAUAAUUUAAUAUCAACUUCUUAAAAUUACAGGUAUUUAAGAAGUUUGCAGAAGUGAGUCAAUAUUUAUUUUCUGUGUUUUUUAUGACUACCAUUUUGAAAGUGCAGAGUUAGAUUCCUUUCAUGUUUACAAUUCUUCAUCCUCGGUAAUACUGGUGAAGAGAAACUGAUCUUUCUGCAGAUUUUAUCGGGAGAUCAAACAAAAUCAGUGAUUUAUCUCUCUAUGUUUGUAACCCAUGUCACAAGAAAAGAAAAUCUAGAUGUUGACCCUGGACGUUUGCCUUUCCCCCAGUGCAUGCUGGGAUUGACUCCAAGCAGAUUUGCAUGUUGCCAAAACCAUUUUCCACCAGCGUGUUUUCUGUUUUUCCUGGAAGGCUCCUAAUGAUUUUACCCUCAUAACUGAUCCACGCGUGCAUUAAUAAUAAAGUUUAACUUGUAUUGUUCCUGUAGAUAAGCCUAAACCCCAGGUAGGAAGGGAACUUCUGUUUUUCCUGGUUAUAAAUCUGUUUACAAACCAUAAAAUGGCCAAAUUUGUUUUAUAGAAAUUGUAUGCUAACUGACUGUUAUUUUUUUCCUGUCUGCCUUUUAUACCUCCUAAAGAAAUAUAAACCUUUAAGAGUAAA